AUGAAAUUAUUCGCUACGGUAGCCACGCUAGCUCUUGGACUAGAGAUCGAGCAAGGAGGCUCUUGGGGCACAACCGAAUGCGUCAAUGCCAACGAGUUUAAAAUUGCAAAGCUCGGAAAUAUGACUAAUAUUGUCACUCUGGACCAGUUCAACGCUGAAGAGCCAAGCAAAGGCUACAAAUUGGAAGGAAAUACGGUUGAAAUUCUCGCUGACAAAAAAGACCGCGAACUGAUGGGAAAGCUUAUUUGCAGCCGAGAUGGAACUGAAAUCAGUACCGUCGAUGUUACAGGCACCGUCCAAUUCAAAAAUCUUCCCAACGCGCUGACGAACUUGGACGGCGAUGUCAACAAGCGAAUUGAAUGCGAAGCAAUUGGGUACCCUCUGCCGUCUCUCAAGUGGCGCUUCCAGGCGAUUGACGAAGAGGCCGUGGAAGGACUCUGCGCCGAUGAUAAAUGCAAAGUCUGUAGUAAUAACUGUCAUCCCGAAGAAACCUGCAAAGAGCUCCAUAAAGACGACGCGUCUGCUUUAGAAACAUGUGUCAGUCAGUUUUACCAAGCUAACUCGACCGAAAUCUUCUCGAUGGAUAUUGCAGACUUGAACAUUCGAUACGCCGCUAGUGGAAACUCGUGCCCUAUGAAUGGAGAACUCUCGCAAGAAGAACAGAAGACCUGCAAGACUGUUAGCUCCACUGAAAAUGUUGACGCUCUUGAUGAAAAGUUCCGACAGAAAUCGCAGCUCCUCUUUUCUUCCGUUAACUAUCCCCAAGGCGGAAAAUAUAUUUGCGUCGCUACACAAAACGAUGUUGUCCGAUCGAAAUCUUUUGUCUGGAGAGUAAAGGACCCCAUGGCUGCUCUUUGGCCCUUCCUUGGUCUCGUCAUUGAGGUGAUGGUUGUCGUUGCCGCAAUCCUUUACUACGAAAAGAAAUCCGCUAAGGGAGGCGAAGAAGAAGAGGCAAAUGACGAAGAAGCUGCAGAGCUCACCAAAUAG
Oikopleura dioica is the source of this 987-nucleotide messenger RNA. The record is from the annotation of a GenBank genome assembly. Lineage: Eukaryota; Metazoa; Chordata; Appendicularia; Copelata; Oikopleuridae.